Lymnaea stagnalis (great pond snail) is the source of this 18467-nucleotide messenger RNA. The record is from the annotation of a GenBank genome assembly. Lineage: Eukaryota; Metazoa; Mollusca; Gastropoda; Lymnaeidae.
AUUCCGGAAGCAGAAAUAUAACAGACUGGAUGAAGUGUAUAAUAUAGUAGAGGAAUCUAUAUGAUUUCAUUAAUUGUUUGAAGGUAAUUUUUAUGAUGAAGCAGAAUUAACAUACCCCAAAGCCUAUUGAAUGUUCACAACAAAAAAACUAUCAACAUUUUUAUUUAUCUCAUUUUUAAUUCAGCAUUUCAAGUGCUUUGAGUUGAAAAUAAAUACCAUUGCCGAGUCAUUGCCAUUCCUUCCAAUUCAGAUUCAAAGUUCAAAAAAAUCCAUGUCAUGUUGAAUGAUGUUGAGAUAUUGUUGCUUGAGAAGCAGCAGUUUUGUUAAAUUUACUCAUCAGCUUUGAACUUUUUAUAAAUUACAAGCUUUCACUUGAAACAUAAAUGUAUAACUUAGCAUUUCUAAUACUAACUUGGGCUCCUAACUUGAUUCCUUUUAAUUUAUAGGGGCCUAGGCCUAGGCCUAGGCUAAUUCAUUUUAAAUGGUGGACCUGGUGGUAAAAGUAAAUGCAGACAAUUGCGCCAUGGUGUUUCCCUCGGCUGCUUUCUUGGUUGCCAUGACCAAUGUAAGGUCAUGGGUCAUGCAUCUAAGAUGGCGGCCAUGUAAAAAAAACAACUCAUGUCUGCUAAAAUCUUUAACCCUAAACCUUACCCGAACCAUAAAAUUAUCCUUAAACCUAACCUAAACCCUAAAACUAUCCCUAAACUUAACCUGAACCCUAAGAUUAAACCUUAAAACUAACCCUUAUCCUCCUUAUCCUGAAGUAAAAAACAUGUGUGGCUACAGUUACACACUGUGGUAAGAAAACUAUGAAAUGAAGAAGAACAUACAAAACAAUUUUAAAAGGAUGAAAACCUGACCUACAAUUUUAUCGAAUACUCUUUUUCACACUUUAUUGCGGGUUCCACCAAAAAGAAAAUUCAAAAAGUUCUCAGAAAAUCAAUACAGUUCAAUACUAUUACCAUUUUCCAAAAUGCUGGAAAAUUUUAAUAAAUUAACUGAUUAGCUACCAGAUUGAAAAACUCGCUGUGGCUGAAUUAAAUCUAGGUCACAUUUACUACAAUACAAACAUUGGCGCUACCAGGGGCUCAUGGCAAUAACGAAAGAAAUGCCCUGUCGCUCCCACCUGCUCAUGGUAGUUAAUCAGAUAAUUACCCAAACAAUGAAAUUUUAAUUAAAAACAUUUCAUCAUAGUGAUAGUAUUAAAGAAAAGUCAACCCUAGUAACAACACAAGAUUUAAAAAAAGGACAAGAAUCCUACACAUACCUAUGUCAUGGUGCGGAUUGUCUAAAUUAGCCGGUCAGACUACAUACUUAAUAGGCACUUCGGUAUAGCCUGGGAAAUGCAGAAAACCAGGUAUCAUGAUUUCAUUAUCAAAAUGGCAACCUCCAUUUUUAAACUCACAGAGAGUCUAGUUCACAUUUUUUUUUUACAAUUACCCUAUAUACUCGCAUAUAAGCCUACAUCACAUAUAAGCCGACCCCCUAAAACUUCUUUAAAAUGGCCUGUUUUUGUAAAAAUCCGCAUAUAAGCCAUCCAUAAAAUUGUCUAAUUUUACUCCAUAUUUUUGUUUCAUAGAAAUUUGUUACUGUAAAGAUGUAAAAUGCUUACUUUUAUGUUACAUACCAGUUUGUUUACCUUUUGGAAUGACACAAAAACGUGUUCAGCUCUUUCAUACUCAAUAUAAUUAUCAGCUAUGCAUACAUUAAAUUCUUUGAAGUGACACCUCUGUAUAAAUAUAUUAGUACUCUGUACACACAACCAAAUAAAGAGUCAGAUAGCGAUGAAAAUGUGUGGCUGGAAAAUUGGCAUUAGUGUCUGUCCUUGUGUUCAUUUUGUUUUAUGCGCAUAUAAGCGGACCCCAUGAUUUUAGUAUUGUAUUUUAUAGUUCUAAAUUCGGCUUAUAUGCGAGUAUAUACGGUAUAUCCCACCAUGCACAUUCUUUUUCCACCCAUAUCUUAGACAUAUUAUUUUUCCAUUAGGCACUUUUGUUCUAAAAAGAAUUUGAGGUUUUCUCUUUGAAAAUUGAAGGUAACAUAAUGCUGCCUUUAAUUCAUAUUUUUUGUGGCAAACAUAUAUCGCUCAAAUGAAAGGUACUUAAGAGAUAAUGUCAUAAAUUACAACAUAUCCAAAAUUUAUUAGGUUAGGCCCAGCAGUAUGGUCAGAGAGAUAUCCUGACAUUUUAAUCAUGUGUCCCAAAAUGACCUAUUAUUGAUAAGAGUAAUUUUUGUAGCUAAUAACUUGAUUUCCACUGGAAAUUCAGCAUAUUACCCCAUAAUACCUCAUUUUAAAACAAAAUCUCAAAAGCACCGGUAAAUUUGUUUAAUAUGAUCCGAUUCUUUUGUUUUUAGUUAAGAUAUUGAUUAGGGGAGGAUUAAUAUUAAUUUAUUUAUAUAAGUAUAAAUAUAUUUAUAUAAAGGCCAGAAUAUUGUACUGUAGAGUAUUAGUAUAGGCCUGGCCCCGCCCCAACUUUGAUAUUGAAUUAGCCUUUAUUUAAUCUCAUAUCAUAACGACAAUAAUAUUCCACUAGAGAAUUAUUAUAUAAUCCUCAGUAUUCUCAAAUAAAAAAAAAAAACCUUUCUGUCACAAUAAUCCUAUAAUUACUUAAGGUGUUACUGAAGAGCAAUCAUAAAAACUUGUACUUACCGCAAGCAAAUGACUAGAACUUAUUUUAAUUUUUAUACAUGUUGAUUUGUGAAACAAGAUUACCGAUACUAACUUAAAAUUCUAACUUGUGGCUUACCCCCACAAGGAGGCAGUUUGUAGAUUAUAGGAGGAUAUAUAAUGUCUUGGGGACAGUGGCAUAGAAAAAGAAGUCCGCCUUGGGGAUCAUUUUUUCUCUGAAUGUAGGGGCGCCAUUUUUAGCUAAUUGGAGAGUUUUUAUGAAAGUGGGUGGCAAAGUUAUUGGGAUAUAGGAAAUGUAUUCUUUUCAUACAGGUAGGGGGUAUACUUUUGCAGCCGUGCACACAGGUCUAGGUCCAUGGUUUUGCUUUGUACCCCACCACAGUGUAUGCAGCCUCUUUAAAUUUAAAUGGCAGAUGUUGGAUAUUGUUGUUUUAAAUACAAGCUAAAAUUACAUUAUUUACUGCUGCUCACUGAUCAAUAAAAUGAAGGCCAGAGUGCAAAAUUAUAAACUUUAUUCUGUAUCCCUUAGACAUGUGUCAAGAUCCGUUGACAACUGGCAGUCACACCCUUUCCUUGUGCAGUUUUAGUUGCAGUUUUAAAAAAAACAAAAAAACAAUGUGGCACAAUUGUAGAUAUUUCAGUUUUGAAAAAAAAAAUUGAGUUGUUAUCUCAUGAUCGGGUUGUGUUGUAGUGAAAGAACAGAAACAGGCAGUGAGAAAUAUAUUGAGUAUGUGUAUUACAGUAUCUCAAUAGCAAACUGAGCAAUAAAAAAACACAAUUAUUUUUAGGGAUCAACUAGCCCCACUCUGUCACUUUGUAAUCAGAAAUAUUUUAAUUCCAAUUAAAGAUUGCUAUCUUUUUCUAUUGAAAACAUGAACAAAAAUUCUACCUAAAAUCAAACUUCAUGGUAAUUUUAUUUAACUAAUUUUUGUUAUUGUAACAAAAAUAACAAUGAUUAACUAAAAUUAAAAAUAGUCAAACAAAUGCUAAAUCUGAUUUUAAAAAAUUAUGUGGCCUCUCAAGUAUGUUAAUGAAGAAGUUUAUAAAUCUAAUUGCAUUAUGUUAGUUAACUCAUAAUCAUGAGUAUAUUUUUUUAUAAAGUGAACCCUUUUUUUAAAAAAACAUUUUAGGGGUAAUUCCCUGAAUUUCUGCGGUAUUUAAUAAAAAUAACCUGACAUUACAUUUAAAUCGAAAUGUCACUGAAAUCGGACUGUCAGUAUUAAUAAUUGUGUUUAAUUACAUUUCAUCAGAUCACUACACCAUGUCUCAAGCAGAUGGAUCAACCUGUAGCACACCACAAAGAAGUGGAUCUGGAGAAGACUCAGAUUCCGAUUGUGAAAAUGAAAAUAUUAGACCAAGAGGUUAAAUAUUAUUUAUCAUAUAAAAAUAAAUUAAAUAUCUUUGAUUGACAUAUUGGUCAAAAGAACCUGAAGUGUAGCCAUUUUCUAUUUAUAUAAGAAGUUUGAUCAAAUUUCUUAAAGUGUGAUAGUAUAAAAGGCUGUGCAAGAAGUAUUUCAAAUAUUGUUAAUCUAUAUUUUAUUUCAAUUACAGGAUUAACAGGUCUGCAGAACCUUGGCAAUACUUGCUAUCUGAACUCAGCACUACAAAGCCUAUCAAAUUGGUAUAAAAUUUAUUUUAAAAUAUUUUGUGUCUUUUGAUGUAGGAUUAAAAUUGAGUUAAACUUAAUUAGGCUUAGAUCAAUGCAGAAAAACUGCAGUAUGUGCCGCUGUAAUGACUUCUAAAUAAGCAGAAUAUAUGUUCCCAUGAAUUUUCUUUUGACCAUUUUUAAAAAAUUUAUCUUACAAGUCAUUUAAAUAUGAACUAUUCAACAUUUAAUUUAGUCACAUUUUUAUUGUUACCAUUGGAUAUGAAGUUUUGAAAAUAUUGUAUGUAACUGCUAACAAAUUAAAAUUUUAUUUUUAUUUUAAGCAUGACUUUAAUUAAGCUAAUUAGGAUAUUUAAUUUGAAAUUGUCUUUGUUACAGCCCACCCCUUACCAGAUAUUUUCUUGACUGCCCACAACUUAUUCGACCAGAAAAGCCACCUAUGCUGUCAAGAAGUUAUUUGAAAUUAAUGACAGAACUGUGGCACAAAAAAAGGUAAUUUGCUGAAUAUCUCUUCAGUUAUCUACAAACGUGGCAUGGCAAACUCAUCAUCAGUUUCUCUGCGAGAAUUAUAUUUAUUUAUUUUAUUUUCAUUCCAAGUACAUUGAAGACAAAAAUACUGUUUUCACUCUUCUGGGGAAUUUACAUGGAGUUGACUUUAAUUUUUGUUUGGGAUUACAAACAUCAUAUUGUUAUAUUCCAAGAGGUUAACAAUUUUUUACCAUGUUAUUAUAUACAUGGCUCCUUUUUGUAAACUAUAGUUUCAAUUACAGACCUAGCUACGUUGUUCCGAGUGGAGUUGUAACAGGAAUUAAAGCUGUCCAUCCAAUGUUCCGAGGCUACACACAGCAGGUAUGCAAUUUGUUUUCAUUAUAUGGUGUUAAUGUAAGCUUUGUCUUUUUGUAUAUGACAAUUUUAAAAAUGUUAAAAUAAAGCAAUUUUUCAAUUUCCUCUAAGAUUAUGUUGAAAAAAAAAAACAACCCAGAGUACCUUGCUGCUUAUCGCAGUUGCUAAAGUUGCAUACACUUAAAAAGCAUGUUGAUGAUAUACAUUAUUGAGAUCAUGCAAUUCAGAAUAAAUUUUAACUGCACAUCCCACAAUUGAGUUUUAAAUAAGUAAUCCAUCACAAAGCCCCUCUGGUUUUGUGUGCUGUAAUGCCUCCUAAAUUUUACUAUAAAUUUUCUUAAAAGCAUAUUAUCUCCAGAAGCUAAAUCAGCUCUUUGAUAAGCCCGUGCAAAGUCAAACUAAUGUAUCAAAAUCUUCUGCGAAUACUUACGUGGUCAAUCUCACACUCAGUUUAAUUUAUCAUAUUUUUUUUAUAUAUAUAUUUUCUUGUGUCAUUAUAUUUUUCCUUCUGUGACCUAAUGGUUGUUGGCUGUUUGCCAUUUUUGUUCAUAAUUUAAAAAUCUUCCACUUAGAAAUCACUGUAUUGUGUCUGAUAUCUUAGAAAAGAAACAUCAUUAACAAAUAGAUUAUUUAAAUAUGCAUUAUAAUUGUAUCUACUAAAUUCAAUCUCUAGGACUGAAAUAAGAAAAAUAGAAAAGAUAGUUUCACCAUGUCUUGCCUAAAGUUUUGUUAUUGAUUGACAGAGAUUUGACAGGGUUUUUUAAUCUUCUUUACCCCCCAUUAAGGAUGCCCAAGAGUUUCUUAGGUGUUUGAUGGAUCAGCUGCAUGAAGAGUUGAAAGUGCCCUUCUCUGAUGAAAGUGAAAGUGAAGAUGAGGAUGAUGGGGGUGGAGGAGAUGAUGAUGAUGGCUCUAAUAAUGCCAGCAGCAACACAAUAACAAAACACAAGGUGGUUAUCAUCAAUUUUGAAUUCUCUCUAAAAAAAAAAUGAGUUUUCUUUGACUCGUUUCUACUAUUGAAUUAGUGUAAAUUGUAUUAUUGAUUGUGAUUGGUAUUUCAUAGAAUUGGAAUGGUAGAAGCUGACUUAGUAAAAAGUAUUUAGGGUUAUGGAGUAACAAUAAAAUAAAGAUUUAUGUUAAUCAUUAUGAUUUUAAGUGUUACAUUCAAGUCAAACUUCUCAGUAUAAAUUAAAUUGACAUACUAGAGAGAUGCCAUGGUAAUAUAGUUCAGGAUUCUAUUGUGACACAUUAGUAACACACUGAUUGCUGGAUAUCUUGAUAAUAAAUAAUUUAAGAGCAGAUCUCUUAAGAAAAAUGAAAUAAAAAUGUCAGUAAAAAUGACUUGGGAAAAAGUGCUUAAGACUAUCCAGCCAACUAACACAAAAAUGUUAUUUUCAAUGAUUAAGAGAAUUGUUGGCAGUCCUUUUGUUUUAUGAUCUUUGUAUUUUCUAAUGAAACUGACACAAAAAGUACUUAAUAAUAAAGUUUUGAUUUAUUCCUAUGCCUACAUAUUGAGUUUUUAAAAAUUACUUCAUUAAAGGGGGACGUUUUUUUCCUGCAUUUUCUUCUUUCUAUAGCGGAGCGUAAAAGGUUUAGAUAUUUAGCUGUAAAAGCAAAUGGUAACGAUCUCCUUUCUCAGAAUGCAACAGCAGACAAUGUAAAUCGCAGGUCGUCCCGUGAUUCAAUGAGUAGCCAGUCAGAUUAUGAAACCUGUGACUCAGGGCUUAGCAGUGAAAGGAGUUCAAAUGGGGGACGAGACAAUGGGUCAAGUGAUGAGAAUAACAGUGACACAAAUGAAGCCUCAAAGUUGACAAAAACAGAGAGAAGUAGAAAGUCGAGUUUGCCUAGCCCAGUGCCCUCAGAAAACACAGAUUCUGUAAGAUUUAUCUUUAUUUUCACACAAAAAUUAAGAAUUCUUUUUAAAAAAAUAUUAAAGGAUUUUUAAAAAAAAUUAAUUUUAAGGACAUUUUUAUCAUAAAUACCGAAUUUUAAAAGAUAGUGCUCUUUAGUUUUUAAAAAAUUGAAUUAAUUUUAAUUACAUUUACAACAUUGAUGUCGUAACUAAAAAUUUAAUAUUAAUGGUACAGUUUAUCAAAAGAUUAAUAGACACCGAUUUGAUCUCGCAGCAAAUAUUCCAGUCCAUGUCAUUGUUUACAAAUUUUUAUAAGAUUUCCCUUAAUAUUAUCAAGAUGGUCCUUCAAAUAAUUUAUAUAUAUAUAUUACGAAAUGCUGUGUUGCCAGAGGUAACCCAUUUCUCUUUCUCCCAGAUGAGGAAUGUAUUUUUUCAUCACAUGCUGCUCAAUUUGCCUACCUCUCAUCUCCUUUCAUACUCAGCCCCCAUUUGAUAGUCCCAACAUGUUUUCUUGCUCCUCCUCCCCAUCCCAACCCCAUCCAAGUGCCAGAUCAUCCACAGCCAUUAUUUUUUUUGGUUUACUUAGUCCAUGUUCAUUGUUCUCCUCCAAACCUCCAUUGCCCUCCCCUGAUCCCCACACUUAAUUUGCACACUGUCUUAAUGCUGCUUCUUUAAUUAUGACUUUAAUAGGUGGCCAACACUAAAGAAAUGAAAGAGACUGCAAACCUUUUAGAGAAAAUUAGUGAAUCUGAUGGCCAAAAUCGACGGCAGCCUUCAAGGAUGAAGGCCGUAAUGGAGGGUGGUGAUUCAAGAGAGCAAGGAAGUUCCGCGUACAUCUCUAACCCGGUAAAAGAUGAUGGAGCAUCCCCGACCAGUACAACACCAACACUUGUGCAGCCUCAACAAACCCGUCCUAAAUCUCCCCUCGGACUAACUACAAAACCACGUAAGUAGAGUUGUUUGAGUAAUUAUUUUUACACUUUAAAGAGCCUGGCUAUAAAACAAUAUUGUCUUUUAUCUUAAUUAAGCAUUUUAUUUUUUAAAGUUUUUAAAUUAUGCAAUAUUUUUAUUUUAAUAUGCAUCAUCUGACUUUAAUGUUGCUUGUUUAUUUAUUGAUGUUCAUUAAAAGGCCACAUGAUAGUUUAAUGCCCUUUCCCUUAUUGAAAGAAAAAUUGAUGGUAUCUGCACCCAUGACUUUUAUUUUUCAUAUUCCCAAAUGGCUACCAGCGGAGUAAAAAGUAUACGUUUUUAAGUUUACAACAUUUAAAAUUUUUCUCUUAAAAUUUAAAUUGAUUUAGGGUUAAAUCUAAAAAAAUUUCAGGCAGAAAGAAGAAUACCCGAUUUGAGAGUAUUAUAUCACAGACAUUUGAUGGGAAGAUUCUGAGCUCUGUUCGGUGCCUUAACUGCAACACAGUAAGUUAAUCAAAGCAGCUAGAGUUGUACAAGAGAAGUGGUAUAAGAAUUAUUUCUCUUUUCAUUCUUCUACUUACAGACAAAAUUAUAUUUUAAACAAUAAUGUUUGUCCUCGAUAAAAUUGAAUUAUAAUGGUGGGAUCUAAAUUUUAAAAAAAAAAAAUAAUUCAAUAUGUGCAAUGUAAUUGUUAUCAAGUAAAUGUAUAUUGCCUGGCUGUUGUUCAGGUAUCAACUACUAAAGAGACAUUCCAAGAUCUAAGCCUACCUAUACCAAGCAAGGAUCACCUCCACAUGCUUCAUGCAGGCUACCUCCCGGCUGGUGGUGUGGUGCCCCCUAAAGGUGGAACCUGUGGAGAGGUGCACCAAGGCUGGCUGGCUUGGAUGUAUUCAUGGAUGAAAAGGUGACAGGUUACUCCUUAUAUCAAUUUGGCUGCUUACCUAUUUCUCGUGCCUCCACAAACAGUUAAAUUGGUUUGGACAGAUGUCUAUUAUAAUGGAUAUUAGGCAGAAGAGCACAUUUGAACUUUUUUAAAGGAAUAUAAUUUGGAAGUAGAGGGUUCCCCAAUAUCCUCCCAUGGUUUUCUAAAACUUUAGGUUUUAACAAUAAUCAUUGUAUUCACAAGCAGCUGGAGGAAUUUGUAAUCUGUUUUAUACAAGCCAUUGCAUCAAACAUAUAGCUCGACUUAUUUUAAUGAAAAAAAAAUUAUUUAAAUUUUUACAUCCUUGACAAAAUGUUAUCUUAAACAGGGGGAAAAGUUCAAAGAGAAACUGUUCAAGGUAUAAUAUUUUAAUAAAUCCAACAUUUUUAGCUCAAGUUUCAUUUCUACAUUAACCUAUUUCAAAAUCCAAUUGUUAACAAGUUGUUUCCGUUUAGUUGUACCGUUGGUUCUAAUUAUUUUUCUAACACUUAUUUAACUUUUUUUUUUUUUUUAACUGGAGAAAAUAAAACUAAUAAUGGAAAUGAAAUUCUUCUGCUACUCUAGUUGGUUUAUUGGACCAACCAUCACCCUGCAAGAUUGUUUGCUGGCCUUUUUCUCUGCUGAUGAAUUGAAAGGGGACAAUAUGUACAGUUGUGAAAAAUGUAAAAAGUAAGUUCACUGAGAAAUUAUUUCAUGUGACUAAUUUGCAUUUUAGGGAAGGUUGAUUUUUUUCUUCUAAUUUUGUGAGGACAACUUGAUAAUUGAUAUCUUUAGGGAUCCAGGGUCACAGGGACAAUAAGACUUUAAAAGUUUCCUAAGUGAAAAUUGUUUAUUUUAUAUAUAUAUAAACUUUUCUGUUUUAAAGCUUUAUAAAACUGUUUUAAGCUAAUAACUUUGAGAUUGUUUUAAAAGAAAUUUAAAAAAAAACAGCAUUUAUUUACAUUUUUUAAAUACGCUCUGCUUUUUAAAACAAAUAUGUUAAACUAAUUAAUUUGAGUUAUUUUAAUGAAAUAAAAAAAACAGCAAUUACUUAAAUUGGAAUGCAUAACCUGAAAUACUUUGUGCCUAGGGUCACUUAAGCUUAUGUUCUGUUUUCAGUGAAGACAUUUAUUGAAGCAUGGAAUUGACUUAAUUAUUGGCUAAUGUUAUAAUUUGAUGUUACACUACUGUGUUGAACUGGUUUUGGUCAAUUAGUAGUUACGAAGCUAAUUUUUUAAAUUAUCUUUUCAGACUACGCAAUGGCUUAAAAUAUUCAAAAGUGCUUAAGUUACCUGAGGUUGGUUUUAUUUUCAGAUUUUUUUUUUUCUAUUUUCUAAAACCAAAUAUCUGUCCCGUUUUUCUAUUUCCUCACAACCAAGUACUAAUUUUGUUAAAAUACUACACAGUAACAUAUUAAUCCACUUUUUAAUUUGCUCUUUUAUUAAUUUCGAUAUAUAUAUAUUAGUAUCUCUUUGAGUUGUGCAAAGCACGAAUCAAUAACAUAUAAAAAUAGAGGUGUUAAUAUUUGUUUUUCUUCAUUUAAAAUUGUUUAUUAAUAACAAUUUCCUAUUUUUAGAUUUUAUCUAUACAUCUGAAGAGGUUCAGACAUGAGUUUUAUUCCUCCAAAAUUGGGACCUACAUCUCAUUCCCACUAGAAGGCCUGGAUAUGGAGCCCUACCUGCACAGAGGUAAACAAUUUUGACUUCAACACUUGGUAUUUUAUUAUCUUGUCUUUUCUGCUGCCUGGCCUUUGUUCUCUGUCUCCCUUUGAAUAAUAUUCUUUAUUGGAAUAUUAUUGAUGGUUACCUUUUCUUCAUAAUUAAUGGUCAUGACAAAUGGGCUGUGUUAAAACCAAUGCUUGAUACUAAUCAAAACUACUCAAACCAUACAUGCAGCUUCUUUUAAAAAGACUUUGAAAGUUCAUUUUUUAAAUUUUUUUUUGUAAAGAUAUCAAAAAAUUGUUUUGGCAGGGUAACUAAUUUGUGAAGAAUUAGAUCUAAAAAUGGGCUACUGGAUAAAAUAACAAAAAGGUGUUUUAUCAAAUUGUUGAGUUUGUUUGUUCCUUUAUGUCAUUGUGCAAAGGAAAUAUGCAAUUUUUGAACUACGUAUGCCUCAGAUAAUUUAAAGAUCUGGCAAACUUGAAAUUUGUUAGGCUAAGCUGCCUACCUAAUUUCAACAAUGUAGGAUUAGUAGAGCCAAGAGAAGCUUUGUCUCAGAGAUGUCAAUCAAUCACUAUCCCAUGACAACAAUAAUUAUGAUCUCUGCUCAAGUCUAUUGUAAAUUUAAAACCUUUGAAGGAUGACGCCAAGUUUUCAUAUAUGAAAUAUUGAUUUUCUGUGGGUUCUUUGAUGGCAAGUAAAAGGUGUUGGUCAAAUUUAAUUAAGACUUGAAGUGCAUUUUUUCAUUCAUAAAGGGUUUUAAAGCACGAUCAUUGGUUGUGUGACUUUCAUAGUAUACAAAAAGUGCUUUUGUGAUGGCCCAUUUCAUUUUGUGUGCGUAUAAUCAUUUUCUUUAAUGAGGGAGCUUUUAAAAGAGGAGGAGCAUAAAUAUUUCACCAAAGAACUCCAGUUUAUCUUCACUAACCUCUUGCCUUAGAUAGGACUGUUUAAUUUUCAAAUAUAUCUGAUUUAUUUUUUACAAUAUAUAGUAUGUUCUACAUUUUCCUCUUAACCCCUUCAUUAAAACUGGAUUUUCAUCUUUGGUGAAUGCCCAUGGUUUGUGAAUGAGAUUGUUUAAAAGAAACGUUUGAGCUCUUCCGUGUGUCCAUUAUUGAGACAUGCUCUCUUAUAUUUUGCCUGUAAGCUAACCUGCUAUUAAUAUUGUCAGUUUUUUGUUUGUUUUUGUAAUUUUUUUUUUUUUCUUUUCUUUUUAAACCUUUUCUUUUGUAGGAAGCGUCAAUGACUCAAAGUUUCAUAAAGGUAGUUUUACUCAUUAUGUUGGUUUUAUAAUUGUUUCAUGUUUUAGCUGCUUCUUUUGAACUUAUUGUUUGUGCAAUAAUUUUGUCAUGGAUUGUUUAUCUUCUUGAUUUUUUGCAAGGUUUUUACCUCUACUUACUAACUUCAAUUAGCUUUAUUUGUGUUGGGUGGAAAAGUCAGAAUGUGAAGUUAAAAGAAAUCGUGGAGAGAAUAGUAUGUUUGCUUUUAGUUUUGAUUUCUCUAACAUUAAUUUUGACUUGCAUUAUCUUCAUUGCUGAUGUUUGGUCUCAUUAACUCUUUUGAAUUUGCUGCUAGGCUCAUGCCACUGAUUUCAAAUAUUUGUAUGCAAAUAAUUUGAUCCCUCUGUAAGAUUUUGUUGCUAAUCAUCCCUGCUCUUAGGAUAUGGCUUCUUUUCUUUCAUUUUUAGGUAGGAUACAUAUAAUUUAUAUUUAUACAUAUAUUGCAGACCUGUUUACCCUCAAACUCUUAAAAUUGUACAAUAGCAUCACAAAAUCGUUCAAUACAUUAUCUUAAUAGUAAAAAAAACAACAUACAGUAUAUAUAAUGUAUACACCUCAAAAAUCGUACAUUGUACGCCAAAAUCGUAAGAGUAAACAGGUCUAAUAUUGUGUAAAUUUAAUUUAUACUUGAAUGUUUUUUGUUUCACUAAUGAGGGCAUUUGCUAAAAUGUUUGCAUUUGUACUCUUAUUCUGUGUAACCAUAAUUAAAGCUUAACCUGUUUUGUUUUAUUUACAUAAAUUGUUUGUGUCGCAUUAUCUACUCUUUUUUUGUUUGGUUUUCCCUAUGAAUAAUGGACAUAACUUGUGAAUUUAAAUUUGACUUAAGCAACUGUCAAAGUUUUUUUUUUUUAUCAACAGCAUGCAAAGAUGAAGUAACAUUAUAUGAUCUUGUAGCCAUCAUCUGUCAUCAUGGAACAGCUGGGGGUUAGUUCUAUUUGUUUUUGCUUGUUCCUCAAACUGAGAGCUUCUUUGCACUUAAUAUCAUAAUGAAUUUAAGCAUUCUGACUUUUUUUUUGUAAAUGUUAUAAAAUAGCAGCUUUUUUAUAUAUCGAAAACAGACAAAAACAGGUUCAGUGUAAUAAAUUAAUAAGGAAAAUUUAAAAAGAAAAAAAAAACUGUUUUGUCUAUUUUCGAGAUUUAAAAUAAUUGCUCUUUUCAUAUGUUAUGAAAUAGCAACUUUUUUAUAUAUCGAAAAUAGAAAAAAAACAGGUUCCGUGUAAUAAAUUAAAGAAUUUCUUAUUUGAAUUUUUAAAUAUUGUAAUUUAUAUUUAUACAUUUUUUUCCAUUAUUGCCUCUUUUUUGUUUUGUUUUAUAAAAUGUAAAAGUUCAUUACUAUAAGUUAAUGAGUAGAUUUCCUCAGGUGGUCAUUACACUGCCUACUGUUUGAACCAUCUGAAUGACCAGUGGUAUGAGUUUGAUGACCAGUAUGUCACUGAAGUUGAUGUCAGCCAGGUCCAGAACUGUGAAGCUUAUGUGUUGUUCUACAGGUAUUGGUAAAGCACAAGAUAUUCAUUUCGAUGUCUUAAAUGAAAGUUUGUCACAUUAUUGACAAAAAAAUUAUUAUCCAUCAUUGUUAUAAAAUCGGAGAUGAGUUGAAAUUCUUUUAGCUAAUGAGAUACUGUCUUUUGUUGCAACUAAAAUAGAUAUAGUUUGUUAACUUCAGCAAUUGGGGACAUUUUACUAUAAAAUCAAGGUAUAGUCUAUAUUUUCGUAAAUGGCGCUCUCACUCCAUGAUUACUUAGAUCAGUGGUUCUCAACCUUACUGGUGCCACGACUCUUUACUACAGUUUCUCGUGUCGUGGCGACCCCCAGCGACACAAUUAUUUUCGUUGCAAAUUCAUAGCUGUAAGGAUAUGUGUUUUCAGAUGGUCUUAGGCGACCCCUGUAAAAGGGUCGUUGCGACCCCUUUGGGGGUCGCGACCCACAGGUUGAGAACCGCUUACUUAGAUGAACUUUUUAUAAAUUAUAGUAUUUAUGCUUAGUUAUUUACCCUUAAUACUUAAUUUUUGAAGAAUUUUUUUAAAAAUUCAAUCGCGUAUUUAGUUUCUUUCAUUUUCUGAAGUUAUUCUAUUUGAUCAAAUGUUAUAAUUUUGUGAUUCAACAGGAAAAGCAACAAGGCUAUAGAUAAUGUUCGUCAAAAAGUGAAGGAUUUGGAACUAUCGGAAGUAAGAAAUUCUUUCAAAAUAGUUAAUAAUUGCUGUACAAUAUUUGGUCAUAUUGUACAUUCAACUCAUACUGCUAAGGCUAAUAUUACUUGUCUUUAAACAAAUGCAAGAUUCAAAUCCGAAUACCAGACCUGUUUACACUUACGAUUUUGGCGUACAAUGUACGAUUUUAAGGUGUAUACAUUAUGUAUACUGUAUGUUUAUUUUUUACUAUAAAUUUAAGGUAUUGGACGAUUUUGUGAUGAUAUUGUAUGCUUUUAAGAGUUUGAGGGUAAACAGGUCUGGAAUUCUGGUGCUAUUACAUUCAAGUUAUUGUUUACAAAAUUAGAAAUAGAAUAUUUAUAAGGAAUUAAAAUUCACAUUUGUUUUAGUAAUUAUGUUUUUUGGCUGCGUGACUUUCUUACAGAUAAGCAUACUGAGAUUUUUUAUCAGCAAACAGUGGUUGAGUCGCUUUGACACAUUCGCUGAGCCUGGCCCCAUUACCAACAAGGAUUUCUUGUGCAAGCAUGGAGGUAAUGUCUUAUGCUUAGUGUUUCCAUCAUCAUCCCUUGUGCCCUCAGUGUGGCGUUCCGUCAAGAAUCCAUCUCCAUGUUGCUCCAUCCUCUAAAUGUCGAUCCCAUGGUAUUCCCAUCAUCUGUGGCUAUUGUUUGUUCUUGGCCCUCUUUGCGCCAUCUGUGGAUUCCACUUCAACCCCUGCCUAAUUUGGUGCUUGCUUAUUUUGUCAUGAGUGUGUGUGUCCAAUAUCUGCCUCCACAUCAUUUUUGUGAUGUCAUAUUAUAUUGAUAGAGUGUAUUACAUUUGAUGUAACAUGGCUGUUUUUUUAUUUUAUUUUUUUUGCAAUGAAUACUGUUUGUUCCAAUAGGAAAAAUGUGUGACAACCACAUUGUUAAUCAGAUCACAGAGUAGCUUCUCAUAAAAUGGUUCAUAAGCAAAACUGGAGAUUUUUAUAAAGAAGUAUAAAAAACGAAUUUUAUUUUACAAGAUUUAAUAGUCUUUGAUUUAUUUUACAAAUUGCACCUGGUCAUAGGUCCAGAGAUUCAAGUUUCAGUUACCACCAUCUACACACAUGUCUUAAUAUGAAAAUUUGGAAUUGUGCACUAAAAUGUGUAUCACAGGGGUUACCAAAGUAGUUUAUUAUUUUAAGUGCAGAUUUUGUUGACAUUCCAAAACUAUAUAACUUUGUGCACUAUGUACAUAAAAUAUCAAACAUUGGUUGGCAACUAAUGUAAAGUACAUUAUUUAAAUUCUGAAGGAGAAAAAAAGUCCAAAUGAGGCUAAGAGCAUUUUUCGGUUAAAUUCUCUUUAUUUUUUUUGUUUGGCAUUAAAAUAAUUUUGCAUCUUGCUCUUACUAUUUGAAGACGUGACAAAAGAGGUUAAUAACUAUACUUUUUAACUAGAUCAAGUGGUUAAUAGCUAUACUUUUUAACUAGAUCACGCUCAAAUAAUUCUUUAAAUCUUAAAGCUCAUUAUUAUCUCACCCAAAAUCUUAAGCCCAAAAUAGGCAAUGACGUAAUCUUGUAACGUGAUGCCUGAACUUCAUUUAAAUAUUACAUGGAUACCUAAUGCACUUCAUUUGGUUUAAUUUGGCUAUUCCAUCUCUAAAGUAUCCUAAUUAAAUUUUUAACCUUCACAGUAACAAUUGUUUCUUUCCUGCAGGUGUCCCUCCUGGCAAAGUCAAUCUGAUUCAUGACCUCUAUGUAGAAAUCUCACAGUCGACCUGGGAACUGCUCUAUAGCAGGUUAACAUUCUAUUCACUGAAAAUUGAUACACAGAUAAGGGUUUAAAUUGCAGCAAAAUUGAUAUACAGAUAAGGGUUUAAAUUGCAGCCAUUUAAGCUUUUCAAUGUUGGGCUUAUGAAAGCAGUCAUUUAUUAGGGGAAAAAAAGUUGCCCAAAAUAAAAUUUCAUGGCAUAAAAUUAUUAAGUCACAUAUUUUUUUCUGAAUAAUGAAUUGAAAGAAUAUUUUUACAAUGUCUGCCCAUGUUUUUUUUUUCAUUUUAUGUUUUGUUUUUUUGUUUAAAGAGAUAUGCAGAGCCCUUCUGUUAAUCUCUAGAAGUCAAUCUUUGUUAAGCAGUGUCAUUCACCCAUAUUCAGUCUUUUGAGCCCUUUUAAGCUUACCAUAUGCAUUUAAUAAUUUCUGAUUCUUUCUCUGGUGACAUUCUGCUUUUUUUUUUAUAAUGCCUGCUACACGCUGACGCCUAUUGUCUCUAUCUCCUGUUUAGAUUUGGCGGUGGCCCUGUCUGUAACCAUCUGUACACAUGUAAGACAUGUCAGAGUGAGCUCGAGAAGCUGAGACAGAGGCAGAGAACGGAGAAGGACAUGUUUAUUCAGGUCAGAGGCUUUAAAUUUUUUAUUUUAGUUAGAUAUUGCAAACACCUCACCUGGUUAAAUUGCCACCCUGCCUUUGGUAAUGUUGGACACCCUCGUGCAUUAUAUGGGUUGAUAACAAUGUCAGAAUGACUUUGAUUUCAGUUUGUUUUUACAGUGUGCCUCUUGUAAUUGUUUGCUUAUUAGAUCCCAUUUUUAAAAAAAAAUAAGGGUUGACUUUUAAUGACUCAGUUUCCCAUGGUUUGAAGGUUGACUUUUAAUGACUCAGUUUGCCAUGGUUUGAAGGUUGACUUUUAAUGACUCAGUUUGCCAUGGUUUGAAGGUUGACUUUUAAUGACUCAGUUUGCCAUGGUUUGAACAUUUUGAGACAAUUUAUAAUUAAUUUAAAUAAGAAAUAUUUUACAAUGAAUUUAAAAUUAUCAUUUAUAUUUAUUAAAUUGAGCAUCAUAAGCUAUAAAUGUUAGUGUUCAUUCUAAUAACAUUGUUUAUAUAAAUUAAUUAUGAGAUAUAUUUUAAUGAAUUGUAGAGGUAAGACUUAAACAGUAAGGCUGUGUGAAAUAUCACUUUGUCAAUUGCUUAUGGUUAUGCUGAAAAUAAAAAAACAUUUUUUUUUAUAAUCCAUGACUAUUUGAUUUCUUCCAGUUGAAUGAUGAGUUCCGAGAAGAAGAGCAUUCAGCCACUGUGUAUGCCAUAAGCAUGGCUUGGUUCAAAGAAUGGGAAGCAUUUGUUAAGGAAAAAACAGACAGUAAGUGAAAUGUUUUAUAACAUUUUUUCUUAUUGUAUGGUGUCAUGUGCUGUUAUUGGCCACGCUAGACUUAGGUUGAGGUAAAAUGACAGUGAAACAUCUUGAAGAGAAUGGAUAAUCAAGAGCAAAGGGGGUUCAUUCUUAAAGUUGGUUUUAAACUCAAUUGAAGUACAUUUUAUUUAGGCACCAAUUUAUGUAAGUGGACAAAAUACUUUGAAGAUUCUGCUACUGAUGCAACAGAAUUAGUAGUGGAUAAUUUUUGAAAAAUACUUUUUUUUGUUUUUAAUGGAAACUGAUGAUGUUACAAAUUUGCAUGCGUUUGCCAGAUUAUAGCAAAUUUUUUAAAUUAAAUUUCAGUACCACCGGGUCCUAUUGAAAAUAGCCGCAUCAUCAUGCCCAAGAACCCUCAACCCACACUGCGGCUAACUUCAGAUUAUGGACAACUAUCUAAAGAAAUGUGGCAGUUUCUCCAUCAGAUUUAUGGUGGUGGCCCAGAGGUGAUCAUCCGUCAAUCUACUGGUACCUCGGUUAAACCCACAUCGUCGUCACCAACAUUACCCCAGAUUCAGCAGGGCCACGGAGGAGCACUUCAGCCAGCUGUGUCAUCAUCGUCCCUAUCCUCUUCACCUUCUGCUGCAGCAUUAUCUCCAAACUCUUCAAACACAUCAGCCAUUGGUCAGUCCAGCUCUUCGGUGGUGACCUCAUUUGAGACGACAGCAUCCCAGACUACUUCUUACUCUUCUGUCUCCACAUCGACCUCGACACAUCCACCAUCUUCGUGCACAUCCAUGUCUUGUACUCCAUCUACUAGUGUAUCUCGAAAUGAUGACCUGAAAGAAAUGGCAGAUAACUCCUCUUUAUCCUCCACUGAUGUUGCCAAAGUUGAAAGCUCAGCAGAAGUUCCAAGAGCACAAUCCUCACUUAACAUCUGUAAUAAGGAAAAUACACAGCCUGCCGAGCUCGUACCGUCAACAUUGGACAGUUCUUCAGAAACGGCAGCUGCCGGGGUGAAGCUUGUUGGGAGUAUACCUGAAUAUGAUCAGACAUCAUCCCCUCAAAAAUCGGUAAAGCCAGCAGAAUCCAGAUCUGCCCCAAACAUUCUGUUAAAUGGCACCCUUGAUGCACCCAAUAGGGCCAAGCUAAUGAACUCAUCUGCUCCAUCCGCCUUGUUGGUCGCACUAAACGAAACUAAAGACAAAAACACUGACAGAAAAUCACCAGCAGGUUUUCUUCCGAAUCAGCCGCUGUCUAGUCCUGAAAAUAUUUCCGUUUCAUCAGUAGCUAAGUCUGAAAUAAAUAAAAAAUUCAAUUCCCCUGCUUCCAUGAGAAAGUCCACGGCGACGUCUAAUGAUAGUCUGCCAGACAGCGGGUUCAGUACCGACCACAGCUGCAAUGACCUCCAUUCAAUACUUACUGACUCCACCAGAUCCUUAACCGCUGCUGAGCUGGGUAAGCCUGAGACGAACACUAGCUUUAAUUCUAUAGAAUCAGACAAACAGGUCACUUCACUUAAAGCGUCCUCACCCUCUACCGAUCUCUCUGAGCCAUUCAUUGCUGCGGCC